AUGAAAUAACCUGUCGAAUUUAACAAUUAUCAACUAUUAGAAGAAACACAGAAAUUAGAUGAAUUAAUUUUAGAUAAUUAACUAGUUCAAUAUAAUAGAAUUAAAGUUAAAGUUGUCUUUACAAAAGACAAUGAUCUAUAUUAUAUCAGAGAUGGAUAAAUUUUAAGAAUGUAAAUUUUAGAGGUCUAUAAGCUAUAAUAGAGAUAAAAUGAUGAUCCCCUUUAAAACAGAUACAAUACUUAUAAUGGGAAGGAGAGUAUAGUAAAAGUAAUGAAAAAAUUGGAAAAUGGAAGGCUAGAUGGAAAGGAGAAACUUUAAUUGAUGUUGGAGGCUAAUACUGCUAAGAUGGAAAAAAAUAGGGCCUUUGGAAAGAUAUAAUAUAAAAUUAUUCUAACAUAGGUUUAUGAAUGUGGAGUUUAUUACAGCGACAAAAAAUAGGGGGAAUGGAAGUACCUCUAUGAAGAAGAAAAGAUUGGAGGUGGUAUCUACAAUUAGAUGGGUCAAAAAAAUGGAAAAUGGAUAGAUUUGAGUGAUGGUUUUAUGUUACACACAUAAGUAACUUAUUCUGGUGAAUAUAAAAAUGACAUUAAAAUUGGCCUAUGGGACGUUUGGUUAAAGCACAAAUAUGGAAACUCAAGUAGUUCUCAUACUUGGUGCAUGUAAAAUUUAUUAUAUUUAUGA
Messenger RNA from Paramecium tetraurelia, 681 nucleotides. RefSeq lists its product as uncharacterized. The transcript has 4 exons. NCBI's taxonomy places the organism in Eukaryota, Ciliophora, Oligohymenophorea, Peniculida, Parameciidae. The record is from RefSeq and is a predicted model, not a curated record.